Messenger RNA from Esox lucius (northern pike), 3002 nucleotides. It is a transcript of the gene ppp2r2ab, whose product is annotated as protein phosphatase 2, regulatory subunit B, alpha b. Gene Ontology annotation, cellular component: protein phosphatase type 2A complex; cytosol. Lineage: Eukaryota; Metazoa; Chordata; Actinopteri; Esociformes; Esocidae. Bases 160 to 1506 code for a protein of 448 amino acids. Gene Ontology annotation, molecular function: protein binding; protein phosphatase regulator activity. Gene Ontology annotation, biological process: peptidyl-serine dephosphorylation. The transcript is spliced from 10 exons. The record is from RefSeq and is a predicted model, not a curated record.
CAAAACGAACUGGCAAAGGGAGAGUCCGAGAAAGCAGGAGGGAGGGCGGCCCAGUACGUCUAUGCUUUAACUCCUUCGUUUGAGUGAGACUGAUUGCACGAGUGCAUACCCGGCUAAAGAAGCCCGGGAAUCAAGUGCGCGUCGAGAAUCCCUCUCGCCAUGGCAGGAGCUGGAGGUGGGAGUAAUGACGUGCAGUGGUGCUUCUCACAGGUGAAGGGCGCUAUUGAUGAUGACGUUGCUGAAGCUGACAUCAUAUCUACUGUGGAGUUUAACCACUCAGGGGAGCUGCUAGCCACAGGAGACAAGGGUGGCAGGGUUGUCAUCUUUCAGCAGGAAAUAGAGAACAAGAGUCAGCCGCAGUGCCGUAGUGAAUAUAAUGUUUACAGCACUUUUCAGAGCCAUGAGCCUGAGUUUGACUACUUAAAGAGUUUGGAGAUCGAGGAGAAGAUCAACAAAAUACGCUGGUUGCCCCAAAAGAAUGCUGCUCAGUUCCUGUUGUCCACUAAUGACAAAACUAUUAAGUUGUGGAAGAUCAGCGAACGAGACAAGAGACCAGAGGGUUACAACCUAAAAGAAGAGGAUGGACGCUACAUAGACCCCAACACUGUCACUGCGCUUCGGGUGCCUGUGUUCAGACCCAUGGACCUCAUGGUGGAGGCAAGCCCACGAAGGGUGUUUGCCAAUGCCCACACCUACCACAUCAACUCCAUCUCAAUUAACAGUGACCAUGAGACAUAUCUGUCAGCAGACGACCUGCGCAUUAACCUUUGGCACCAGGAGAUUACCGACCGCAGCUUCAACAUUGUGGACAUAAAGCCGGCCAACAUGGAGGAGCUGACGGAGGUGAUCACAGCAGCAGAGUUUCAUCCACACCAGUGCAACACCUUUGUCUACAGCAGUAGCAAGGGCACCAUCCGUCUAUGUGACAUGAGGGAGUCUGCGCUAUGUGACAAGUACUCCAAAUUGUUUGAGGAGCCGGAGGACCCCAGUAACCGUUCCUUCUUCUCUGAGAUCAUCUCGUCCAUCUCAGAUGUCAAGUUCAGCCACAACGGGCGCUACAUGAUGACCCGGGACUACCUAUCUGUCAAAAUCUGGGACCUGAACAUGGAGAACAGGCCUGUGGAGACAUACCAGGUUCAUGAGUACCUCAGGAGUAAGCUGUGCUCACUGUAUGAGAACGACUGCAUCUUCGACAAGUUUGAGUGCUGCUGGAAUGGGAACGAUAGUGUUGUGAUGACAGGCUCAUACAAUAACUUCUUCAGGAUGUUUGACCGAGGCCAGCGGCGGGACAUGACCUUGGAGGCAUCUCGGGAGAGCAGUAAGCCACGGCAGGUCCUGAAGCCCCGCAAGGUGUGUGCCGGUGGAAAGCGGAAGAAGGAUGAGAUCAGCGUAGACAGCCUGGACUUCAACAAGAAAAUCCUCCAUACAGCCUGGCACCCCCAGGACAACAUCAUCGCUGUGGCAACCACCAACAACCUCUAUAUAUUCCAGGACAAAGUGAACUAGAUGUUUUCUGUAAAGGUAGACAUUCACUACCUUCACCCUCUAAUUUUAUUCCAGGACAAAGUGAUCAAGUGACAGCAUUGCCAUUAACAACUAACCGGUCCUUGGUCAAAACAGACCUUGCCAUGUUUUCAGAUGUGAAAAACUGAAACCUCAGCCUCUGGCACAGUGACCUGUCACUCACCUUGUUAUUGUUUUGAAGAUGUUGUGCCAAUCUGUGUAAGCCGCUUGCCCAGUUUCGUCCCACGCUAGGGCAACAUGCGUAACGAGUUCCAUUUAUAUGUAUGUCAGAUGAUGGCCUUUUUUUGAAUUUUUUUUUGCCAAUGGCCAUUUGAAAGAAAAAUAUGAAUUGGCCCUGUUCAACGCUUCCUUUCAUUGUCUGGUGCCUAGUCUUUUAUUUUUAUUUUUUAUUUUUUUUAUUAGUCAACUGCCAAUCUGUAGUUCCUUUUUUAAUUCAGUUGCAAGUGUGUUUUAAAUGUUAUUCCUCAUCCUUCUCCCAGAGUCUCCCUAUUACAUAGCACACACAUACAUAAACCCUUUCAGACACAUACUUAUCACAGAUCCUAGCUGUCUGUUAAAGCUGUUGUUACUCUUGGUAAACUGCCACACUUCAGAGGAACACUAAAAUGCGAAAUGAGGGCAUUAUUGUAUGUAUGUUGUGUGACUGGCCCUUUCUGCACACUAUUAAAUGUACAACUAUUCUGUCUGGCCCAGUGAAGAAUCCUUACUACUACUAUUACUGUGCCUCCGGCCAAGGCUUGGGAGUGACUUGACUGAGUGUGGGAACCAGAGAGUUCUUCCUGUGUCUUGUUAUUUUACAACAACAAAAAACAGUUGUCAAAAGAGUGUUUGAAAGAGAUAUUCAAAGAUAAUGGAUAUGAUGAUCGUGAUUGUCAUAUUUAUAAAUGGAACAAAUAUUGCAUCGGUUUUCAUUGUUUUGUUUGUUUUUUCGAGUUAAGAAUACAGUUCUUGAAGGGGUUUUAUUGCAGAAAGGCAUUUUCUUAUUGCUGAAAGGCAAUACUUCAUUAUAGUGAAACCUCAAUCAUUCAUGUUGGCUUUGUAUCAUAGUACUCACAGUAUUAUAAAGCAAAUUACAUAUUGAAACGCUAAAGGUGUAAUUUUGGUCUGUAUUUCAUAAAGAACUGCCAUGUUAGUAUGAAAAUCAGAAUGAAGUUGAACACCAUUACCAUGCUUAAUCUGGUCUUGCUCCAUAGCCGCGGGAAGUAGGGGUGCUACAGCCCCUGCUGUUGUAUCCUCAGCACCCCCUGAUAAGAUUUCGAAAGUCACUUUAAUCUUUUUGAUGUCCACAAAAAAAGUGUUGUGCGCGAUUGAGAUAUAUAGUCACCCCCCUCCACUCAGCCAUUGGCACCCACUGAUCAAAAUAUCUUCCCGUGCCUAUGUUUUGCUCAUGUCUACACCAAGUGAAGUUUUACUGUUGAUUAUGAUACUGAUUUUUCUGUAAUGACAGGAAUAAAGUAAAAAAAACAUUUUUUUUUUCA